AUGAGGGGUCUUUUCGCUGCUGUUGUAUGCCUUUAUGUAGCCGUUGUAAUUGGAGGCUACGUCAAAAAGCAAGGGUACGGCCAAGGAGCUGUAGGACAACGUUACACCAACCACGGCAAGGCCGUCUUCGGAACACACGCUGGUAAACGUGUUUUCGGACGCUACGCCGGCGCUGCAAGUGGCUACCGCGCCGACGGUGCCCGUUACGCCGAUCGAUCGGGGCAAUACGCUCAGAGGACACACCACCACAACAACAACGCUAACGGUGCCGCCAGUCACUAUGCUCAAAAAGCUGCCCGGGUCGGCGACCACGCCCACAAUGCCGCAGCCCACAACAACUUCGCUGGUUACCACGGUAAAGAUCGGGCGGCGUUCAACCACAAGGACAACGGUGCCAAAUCCGCCGCCAGCUCCAAAUACAACAGGCAAGAUUAUUACAAGAAGGGGGACGUCUACGGCGACAACGUUCACUACGGCUUCGACAAGAAGUACAACAAGCACGCCAACGAUGACGGCGUAUACGUUAUCAACGACCACAGCGACCAGCACAGCCUGGACGACUACAGGGAUCACCACGACAAAGCCAACCGUCUCCUUGGCGACCACGCUCACAGCAACUACAAGUCCAACAACGCCUACGCUAAUAGGAACAGCAAAUAUGGACAUGGCGCUGCCAACAAACACUACAACGACGCGAAGUAUGGCGCCGACGCCGCUCACCAUUCCAAAUACGACGGGGCCAAAGCCGCCCACGACUCUAAGUAUGGCCGCAACGCCGGCAGCAGCAAAUACUACGACCAGGCCCACGAUUCUCACGCCAACAAAUACGACGAUUUUGCAGCACACAACGCUGCUUUCGGGAGAAAAUCCGCUGCCAAGAGUGCCGCACCAAACGGCGUUCAAUAUGGACACCGUCAGAAUGGCGGUUUCGGGCAACGACAGGGCUAUAAUGGCGGAGUCAGAAAUGGCGUUGCCGGACACGGCGGUGCCGCUUCCAGGUUCGACACCGCAGCCAAGCACGCCAACCACAGAGCAGGCAGGUACGGCCACAAACAGGCCGACCAUCUCAGAAACAAAGGGGCUGGAGCCUACAAUGAGCUGAGGUACCACAACGACCACGGCAAGAGACAACACGAGACCGGCGCCGGUGCCGCCCACAACAAAGGCUACCACCAUGCCGGCGCCGCCAGUGCGGCCGCACGGAAUGGUUUCAACUACAAGAACGCAGCUGCCAGAUCUCAUCACGGAAACACGGGUGCCAACCACAACCUGUACCAGGACCAACACGUCGCCAAUAACCUGAAGAGGGUGUACCACGACAAGGCCAGUAACCACAAGCUGUAUAAGAAGUUCCAUCACUCCAGCAACACCGGCGGCAACAAUUACGAGCGACUGCUGUACAACAGGAACAAGUACAACGAUCGCUUCGGCGGUCAGGCGCACGGGCAGAAUGCCGCGGCCAAGAGCGCUCACCGAAGCUUCAACCACGGUAGUCACGCGGCCAGCGCCCAUCAGAACGAUAAGGUUGCCCAGAACCACGCCAGGAACGCCUACAGGCACACCAACUACAGACAGGCCCAGGCUGGAAAGGCGGGCAGGAACGGCUACUACCACGCCAACCACAACUCGGCGGCGCGCCGCUUCAACCACAACAACGCCAGGGAUAACCACCAUGCGUCUGUGCACAAGCACGCGGCCAGUAAGCACGGUCUGGCGGACCUCGCUCAGCACCACUACAGUGGCAGGCACAAUGGCUACAACAACGGCAUUGCCGGCUCCCAGAUUCACGCUCACAGAGUAGCUCAUGGUGGUGCUUCCCGAGGAGUUGCUCCCAAUGGAUUUGCUUCCAGAGGAUUUGCUCCCAGUGGAUUUGUUUCCAGAGGAUUUGCUCCCAAUGGAUUUGCUUCCAGAGGAAUUGCUUCCAGAGGAGUUGCUCCCAAUGUAUUUGCUUCCAGAGGAGUUGCUCCCAGUGGAUUUGUUUCCAGAGGAGUUGCUCCCAAUGGAUUUGCUUCCAGAGGAAUUGCUCACAAUGGAUUUGCUUCCAGAGGAAUUGCUUCCAGAGGAUUUGCUCCCAAUGGAUUUGGCCCGAGAGGAUUUGCUUCUAGAGUUGUUGGUCAUGGAUUCAACAACCGUGGUGGAUUCCAAGGAAAUUCUGGUUACAGAUCUGGUUCAUAUUAA
Gigantopelta aegis is the source of this 2178-nucleotide messenger RNA. RefSeq names its product filaggrin-2-like. NCBI's taxonomy places the organism in Eukaryota, Metazoa, Mollusca, Gastropoda, Neomphalida, Peltospiridae. The coding region runs from base 1 to 2178 and encodes 725 amino acids. The record is from RefSeq and is a predicted model, not a curated record. The transcript is spliced from 2 exons.